AUGUUCGGGGCGCGGUGCCUGCUCCGAGCCCUGCGCUCCUGUUCUUCCGUUCCUAGCCUCAGACACAAACCUGCGGCCAAACUGAGCGUGCGGGACACUCUCCAAGUGCAGAACACGAAUGGGGAGCGCGUUAAGGUCCAGGGAUGGAUUCGUUCAGUCCGAUCCCAGAAGGAAGUCUUGUUCCUGCAUGUAAAUGAUGGAUCAUCUUUGGAAAGUCUUCAGGUUGUGGCAGACCCUAGCUUGGACAGUAGGGAACUAGCUUUUGGGAGUUCUGUGAAAAUAGAAGGACAGCUUGUAAAAAGUCCCUCCAAAAGACAAAAUGUAGAAUUGAAGGCAGAAAAAAUUGACGUCGUUGGAAAUUGCAAUGAUAAGACUUUCCCUUUUAAAUAUAAAGAGAGGCAUCCUCUGGAAUAUUUAAGACAAUAUCCUCACCUUCGGUGCAGGACUAAUGCUCUGGGUUCUAUUUUGAGGGUGCGAAGUGAAGCUACGGCUGCCAUUUAUUCUUUCUUUAAGGACAAUGGCUUUGUGCAUAUUCAUACCCCAAUAAUAACGUCCAAUGACUGUGAGGGAGCUGGAGAACUUUUUCAAGUUCAAGCUUCAAGCAAAAUGAAAACACCUGAAGAGAAUUUCUUCAAUGUUCCUGCUUUCUUAACAGUCUCAGGACAACUUCAUCUAGAAGUAAUGUCAGGAGCCUUUACUCAAGUUUUUACCUUUGGUCCAACCUUCCGUGCAGAGAAUUCUCAGAGCCGGAGACACCUGGCAGAGUUUUACAUGGUAGAAGCAGAAAUGUCUUUUGUUGAGAACCUUCAGGAUCUCAUGCAGGUCAUGGAGGGGCUCUUCAAGACUGUCACAGUGAAGGUUCUCUCAUCUUGUCCUGAAGAUGUUGAACUCUGUCACAAAUUCAUAGCUCCUGGCCAAAAGGAUAGAUUAGAACAUAUGCUGAAAAGCAACUUUUUAAUCAUGUCUUAUACUGAAGCUGUGGAAAUCUUAAAGCAGGCAUCCCAGAACUUCACCUUCACACCAGAGUGGGGUGCUGAUCUACACACUGAACAUGAAAAGUACUUGGUGAAACACUGUGGCAACAUCCCAGUCUUUGUCAUUAAUUACCCAAUGGCACUCAAGCCUUUCUACAUGAGGGAUAAUGAAGACGGCCCUCAGCGCACAGUUGCUGCUGUUGAUCUUCUGGUCCCUGGAGUAGGGGAGCUCUUUGGAGGAAGCCUCAGAGAGGAACGAUACCAUUUCUUGGAGCAGCAACUGGCGAGAUCAGGACUGACAGACACCUACCAAUGGUAUCUGGACCUUCGUCGAUUUGGAUCUGUGCCACAUGGAGGUUUUGGGAUGGGAUUUGAACGCUACCUGCAGUGCAUCUUGGGAGUUGAAAAUAUCAAAGAUGUUAUCCCUUUUCCAAGGUUUACUCAUUCAUGUGUUUUAUAA
Molecule: messenger RNA, 1434 nt
Organism: Elephantulus edwardii (Cape elephant shrew)
Lineage: Eukaryota; Metazoa; Chordata; Mammalia; Macroscelidea; Macroscelididae
Gene: NARS2
Product: asparaginyl-tRNA synthetase 2, mitochondrial (putative)
Exons: 14
Coding region: 1-1434 (477 amino acids)
Biological process (GO): asparaginyl-tRNA aminoacylation
Cellular component (GO): mitochondrion
Molecular function (GO): asparagine-tRNA ligase activity; ATP binding; nucleic acid binding
Source: RefSeq, a predicted model, not a curated record